GGUCCUACAGCAUUGCGACUUUGAUACGGACCGUAAAGUGAUCAUGAGUGUUGCAAGUUCUCUGGACAUAGUGUCGUUGUUGCUGUUAGUAUUUCUAAGCACAGCUGCUGCACAACAAUGCGCCCUUCCGGAUAACAGUGUGGGCCAAUGCAUACUGCUGCGUAACUGCAACAGCCUUCUGACACUGAUAAAAAAGAAACCACUACUGGAUGCCGAUCGGACGUAUCUGCAGCGAACCCAGUGCGGGUGGUCGACCGCUGACAACCAUCCGUUGGUCUGCUGUUCCGACAGCCUAGUGGCACCAGUGCGCGUCGGUACUGGGCUACUUCCGGCGCCAGGACAGUGCGGGCUGCAGACGAGCGAUCGCAUCUUUGGCGGGGUCAACACGCGCAUCGACGAAUUCCCUUGGAUAGCGCUGCUAAAGUACGCUAAACCAAAUAACGUUUUUGGGUUCCACUGUGGUGGAGUGCUGAUUAACGAUCGCUACGUCCUGACGGCGUCGCACUGCGUCAAUGGGAAAGACAUUCCGCUUACGUGGAAUCUUGCGGAAGUACGUCUCGGUGAAUGGGACACAUCUACGGCACAGGACUGCGAAGGACUUGGUGACGACGUGGAUUGCUCACCGCCACCGAUCGAUGCACUUAUCGAGCUGAAAAUUCCUCACCCCGAGUACGUCCCGACAUCGCUCGAGCAGUACAAUGACAUUGCCCUGCUGCGUCUUCAGAGUUCCGUGCCGUAUUCCGACUUUAUCAAACCGAUCUGCCUACCGACACAGGCCGAGCUACAAGCACGAGACUACGUUGGCUUCCGAAUGCAGGUGGCCGGAUGGGGACGUACGGCCACCGCUCGGUACAGCAACGUGAAGCAGAAAGUGGCUGUUGAAGGAGUCUCGCUGGACGCGUGCAAUCAGGUAUACCAACGCGAACAGGUGCUUCUGCGCCAAUCGCAACUGUGCGCUGGCGGUGAGGCAGGAAAAGACUCCUGUCAAGGUGAUUCCGGUGGCCCGCUGACAGGCCUCCAGACGUCCGGUGGGCUACAGUACUGGUACCUGAUUGGGCUCGUUUCGUUUGGGCCGACUCCGUGCGGACAGGCCGGAUGGCCCGGUGUUUACACGAAAGUGGACCAAUAUGUGGACUGGAUCACAGCCACGAUUGUUGCAUAAGUGCAAUCCAGACAUUUACUUAACAAACCGAUCCGUAUGGAACAUGACAAAAUUAAAAUAAAUAAGCGCACAUGAAAUAAACCGAGGUUUUAAUGUACCACGAGCCACAUGUUAAUGCUCGUCUCUGAAAUCAUACUAUUCGGAGGACUGCAUGAUUCCUACAUCGUGAAAUGAUAACGAAAUACUUAGGAAUUGCAAAUUUCUGUUAUAGGUUUUACAAGAUUAUAUUUUAUAUCUUACUUUGUGGUUAAUAAUUUUUUGCUUAAAAAUACAUAUAGUUUAUUACACUUCCC
Messenger RNA from Anopheles nili, 1455 nucleotides. RefSeq names its product serine protease easter-like. The coding region runs from base 44 to 1162 and encodes 372 amino acids. The record is from RefSeq and is a predicted model, not a curated record. NCBI's taxonomy places the organism in Eukaryota, Metazoa, Arthropoda, Insecta, Diptera, Culicidae. Gene Ontology annotation, molecular function: serine-type endopeptidase activity. The transcript is spliced from 4 exons. Gene Ontology annotation, biological process: proteolysis.